Molecule: messenger RNA, 1854 nt
Organism: Linum trigynum
Lineage: Eukaryota; Viridiplantae; Streptophyta; Magnoliopsida; Malpighiales; Linaceae
Source: the annotation of a GenBank genome assembly
AUGUCGACAAUGGAGAGCUUGAUCGGACUAGUCAACAGAAUACAGAGAGCUUGCACUGUGUUAGGAGAUCAUGGCGGUGGAGAAAACAUGUCUCUUUGGGAGGCUCUUCCCUCUGUCGCCGUCGUCGGUGGCCAGAGUUCGGGGAAAUCAUCCGUGUUGGAAAGCGUGGUCGGCAGAGAUUUCCUGCCUCGUGGAUCUGGCAUUGUUACGCGGAGGCCGCUAGUGCUGCAACUUCAUAAAAUAGAGGAGGGACGCUCUGAUUAUGCCGAGUUUCUUCAUCAACCGAGAAAGAAGUGGACUGAUUUUGCCGCUGUGCGGAAGGAGAUCCAAGAUGAAACCGAUCGAAUAACUGGGAAGACGAAGGCAAUAUCUAACAUUCCAAUUCAAUUGAGCAUAUAUUCCCCAAAUGUUGUCAAUUUAACCCUCAUAGAUCUUCCCGGGUUGACAAAAGUUGCUGUAGAGGGUCAGCAGGAAAGCAUUGUUCAAGAUAUUGAAAAUAUGGUCCGUUCUUAUGUUGACAAGCCCAAUUGCAUCAUAUUGGCUAUUUCUCCAGCAAAUCAAGACAUUGCAACAUCAGAUGCCAUAAAACUUGCACGAGAAGUUGAUCCAACAGGUGAAAGAACGUUUGGUGUCUUGACAAAGCUUGAUUUGAUGGAUAAAGGAACAAAUGCUUUGGAUGUUCUUGAAGGACGAUCAUACAGAUUGCAACAUCCAUGGGUUGGAAUUGUUAAUCGUUCUCAAGCUGAUAUCAACAAGAAUGUUGACAUGAUUAUUGCCCGUCGAAAGGAGCGUGAAUAUUUUGAAACAAGCCCGGAAUAUGGUCAUUUGUCUAGUAAAAUGGGGGCAGAAUAUCUUGCAAAGCUUUUGUCCAAGCAUCUAGAGACAGUUAUUAGGCAGCGCAUACCAAGCAUCAUUGCUUUGAUAAACAAGACAAUAGAUGAGAUUAAUGCAGAGUUGGAUCGUGUUGGAAGGCCUAUUGCAACGGACUCAGGGGCUCAACUAUACACCAUUCUUGAAUUAUGUCGUGCAUUUGAUCGUGUAUUUAAAGAGCACCUAGAUGGAGGGCGUCCUGGAGGAGAUCGAAUCUAUGGGGUGUUCGAUCAUCAACUACCUGCUGCAUUAAAGAAGUUGCCAUUUGAUCGUCAUCUCUCAACGAAGAAUGUGCAGAAAGUUGUUUCAGAAGCUGAUGGUUACCAGCCACACUUAAUAGCUCCAGAGCAGGGUUACAGAAGGCUGAUUGAUGGAUCCAUCGGCUUUUUCAAAGGCCCAGCUGAAGCCUCUGUUGAUGCUGUGCAUUUUAUUUUGAAGGAACUUGUACGGAAGUCAAUAGCCGAAACAGAGGAGUUGAAGCGUUUUCCAACACUCCAGUCUGACAUUGCUGCUGCUGCUAAUGAAUCCCUGGAAAGAUUCCGUGACGAUAGCAGAAAAACAGUUCUGCGACUUGUGGACAUGGAGUCUAGCUACCUGACUGUGGAAUUUUUCCGUAAACUUCAAAUGGAGCCAGACAAGCCCACGAACUCAAAAGAAGCCCCAAACCCAGCUGUCCCGGCGAUUGAUCGUUACAAUGAUCAUCAUUUCAGAAGAAUCGGAUCAAAUGUGAAUGCUUACAUUAACAUGGUUUGCGAUACGUUGCGCAACUCGGUUCCCAAGGCUGUGGUGUAUUGUCAGGUCCGAGAGGCCAAGAGAUCUCUUCUUAAUCACUUCUACACUCAAAUAGGAAGAAGAGAGAAGGAACAGCUUGGUGCGAUGUUGGAUGAAGACCCACAGUUGAUGGAAAGGAGGACACAGCUAGCAAAGAGGCUCGAACUGUACAAAUCAGCACGGGACGAAAUCGAUUCAGUCGCAUGGAAAUGA